Lagopus leucura (white-tailed ptarmigan) is the source of this 740-nucleotide messenger RNA. RefSeq names its product histone H1.03. The record is from RefSeq and is a predicted model, not a curated record. The transcript has a single exon. NCBI's taxonomy places the organism in Eukaryota, Metazoa, Chordata, Aves, Galliformes, Phasianidae. The coding region runs from base 1 to 672 and encodes 223 amino acids. Gene Ontology annotation, biological process: nucleosome assembly. Gene Ontology annotation, cellular component: nucleosome. Gene Ontology annotation, molecular function: DNA binding; structural constituent of chromatin.
AUGGCCGAGACCGCUCCUGUUGCUGCGCCCGAUGUCGCCGCCGCUCCGACCCCGGCCAAGGCGGCCCCCGCCAAGAAGCCGAAGAAGGCGGCGGGCGGCGCCAAAGCCCGCAAGCCCGCGGGCCCCAGCGUCACCGAGCUGAUCACCAAGGCCGUGUCCGCCUCCAAGGAGCGCAAGGGGCUCUCCCUCGCCGCGCUCAAGAAGGCGCUGGCCGCCGGCGGCUACGACGUGGAAAAAAGUAACAGCCGCAUCAAGCUGGGGCUCAAGAGCCUCGUCAGCAAGGGCACCCUGGUGCAGACCAAGGGCACCGGCGCCUCUGGCUCGUUCCGCCUCAGCAAGAAGCCGGGAGAGGCAAAGGAGAAGGCUCCUAGGAAGAGAACGCCCGCGGCCAAGCCCAAGAAGGCAGCGCCCAAGAAGCCUGCCAGCGCAGCCAAAAAGCCCAAGAAGGCGGCGGCGAAGAAGAGCCCCAAGAAAGCCGUGAAGCCAGCGGCCGCUGCCACCAAGAAGGCAGCAAAGAGCCCUAAGAAAGCGACAAAAGCUGCCAAGCCCAAAAAGGCGGUGGCAGUCAAGAGCCCAGCCAAAACGAAGGCGGUGAAGCCCAAAGCUGCCAAGCCCAAGACGGCCAAACCGAAGGUAGCCAAAGCAAAGAAGGCGGCCCCCAAGAAAAAAUAAAUAUCCUGAAAAAAACCCUCUCCUCUGCUUGGCAGAUAAAACCCAACGGCUCUUUUAAGAGCCACCCA